AUGGAUAUACACUCAGAUCCAACCACUGCAAGAUCAACUUCAUUGCCUUUCUAUUCAUCUUCUUCCAGUCAGCGCCAGAUUUAUCUGCGGCCUUCAUCUCCGGCGAGUUGGUCCGGCGCAGCUUUCAGUCAAUUUCUUUCACUAUCGAGAAGUGUUUGUGGCUUUCUCCGAUUAUCAUCAGGAAUUACAAUAAUACCUCGAGCAGCAACAACUGUUUCUAAUGUGGAGGAUGGAAAUCAAGGUGAGACAGACACAAUCCCAACUCCAAUAGUUAUAAUUGAUCAAGACUCUGAUCCAGAUGCAACUGUAGUCGAGAUUACAUUCGGUGAUCGCCUUGGUGCUCUUCUUGACACUAUGAAUGCAUUGAAAAACUUGGGGCUGAAUGUUGUGAAGGCAAAUGUGUAUCUUGAUUCCUCUGGCAAGCAUAACAAGUUUUCCAUCACAAAAGCUGAUAGUGGAAGAAAAGUGGAAGAUCCAGAGUUGUUAGAGGCAAUUCGUUUGACAAUUUUAAAUAACAUGAUCACAUAUCACCCGGAAUCAAGCGCUCAAUUAGCUUUGGGAGCAGCUUUUGGACUUAUGCCUCCAAAGGAGCAGGUUGAUGUGGACAUAGCAACACACUUAACAGUGUCUGAUGACGGUCCAGAUAGAAGUUUGUUGUAUGUUGAGACAGCUGAUAGGCCUGGAUUAUUGGUUGACCUUGUAAAGAUUAUUACUGACAUUAACAUUGCUGUUGAAUCCGGUGAAUUUGACACUGAGGGGCGGUUGGCUAAGGCAAAGUUUCAUGUCAGCUACAAAGGUAAAGCCAUCAUCAAGCCUCUUCAACAGGUUGUUGUUAACAGCUUGAGAUAUUUCUUGACACGCCCUACAACUGAGGAAUCCAGUUUUUAGAUCAAUUG
This is a messenger RNA of Cicer arietinum (chickpea), 896 nucleotides long. The record is from RefSeq and is a predicted model, not a curated record. Lineage: Eukaryota; Viridiplantae; Streptophyta; Magnoliopsida; Fabales; Fabaceae.